ACAGAAAUUAAUUCUUAAAUGUAUGUUCUCAUUUAGAAGUGAAUAAUGUAGAGAAAUUUAUAACGGUACUUUAAAUGACUAAAAUUUAAUAGUUUGAUCACAAAUACAUUGUUUUUAUAUAUAUAUAUUAUAAUUUCAUAAAUAUAUGUAAUUUUAUUUAGAUUUUUACAUUUAAUCAUGUCGAAUAAACAGAAUGUUCAUUCUACAAUUUAUACUCAAAUGAUUAGUUUAAAAAUGAAAAUAUUUUUAAAGAUUUUUUUAUAUUCUAUAAUGGGUCCAAUAAUUUUAUAUUAUUUAUUUUUUUCUUUUUUACACUACCAUGAAAAUUUAACAAAAAUGCAAAUAAAAGUAUUAGAAAUGAAAGAAAGAAAGCCAUUGUAUCGAAUAUAUACAAGAAGUAAUAAUAUUGAACAUUUAAAACAUGUAUUUAUCGUAUUAGAACGUUUGGGUUUUAAACAAACUCAUGAUGAAUAUAAUUGGGAUUUACUGUGGGCACAUGAUUAUCCAUUUAGAACUUUAAAUUUUAGUAUGAACAAAUUGAAACCUCAUCAGCGAAUCAAUCAUUUUCCUGGUUGCGGAUACAUUACAAAUAAAGUAGAUUUAUCUACAUCGAAAAGUCGUUAUAUCUUACCGGCAUUUAAAAUACCAGAACAAUAUGAAGAAUUUCUUUUAUAUACUAAUCAACAUUCCGAGAAAAUAUUUGUACAAAAAUCGAAUAAUCAUCGGGGUAUUAGUAUAAAAAAUAUAAGCGAAAUAAGUGUUACAGAAACUGGAUCUUUUAUGCAAGAAUUUAUACAGCGACCAUUUCUUAUAGAUGGAUAUAAAUUUGAUAUUGGAAUAUAUGUCGUAAUUACAUCUGUGAAUCCUCUUAGAGUAUAUGCAUAUAAAGGUGAUGUUCUUUUUAGAUUUUGUCCUAUAAAAUAUUAUCCAUUCAAUUCUGAAAUUUUAGACAAAUAUAUAAUUGGUGAUGAUUACUUGCCAAUUUGGAAUGUUCCAUCUUUGAAAUAUUAUUAUACUAAAUUAAAAUUUUCAAUGAAAAAUUCAUUCGACGCAUAUGUACGUUCGCAUGGAAAAUAUCCAGAAAAAAUUUGGAAUGAUAUACAUGAAGCAAUCAAAGAAAUUAUCCUUUUGAAAGAGAAUUAUAUUAUAAAAACUGUAAAACGCUUUGGAAAUGAAAGAAAUUUUUUUGAAUUAAUUAGAAUUGAUUUUGCUCUUGAUGAAGACUUAAAUGUAUAUAUUAUGGAGGCAAAUAUGUCUCCAAAUUUAUCUUCAGCACAUUAUCCAGCAAAUCAGUUACUUUAUGAACAAAUUAUAUUUAAUUUAUUUUCAUUAGUCGGUAUAGGACAAAGAAUCAGAAAAGAUUCUUUAAAAAUAAGAAAUAAAAUGGAAGAACGAAUGGAAGUAGCUGACAAGAAUAUAAUGGUUUUACCAGAAUUAUGUAUAAAAUGUAAUGAUUGUUUUCGUGUAGAAUGUCAAUUGUGUAGCCCAUGUUUUACACCAGAAAUUAAAAUGAUUUUCUCACAAAGUUAUUUAGAACAUCAGAACAAAAUGGAUUUUCAAAGAAUUUUUCCACCUCCUAUAACAAAAAAUAUGACAUCAAAAGAUUAUACAUUAAAAAAUCAAUUACUUGUUAGAUGGUAUCAAGGUAAAUGUGAAUUAGAUCUUUCAUGGUGUUUAUAAAUAUAUUUUUUAAGAAUUUUAUAAAUUAUUACAUUUUUAUAUAAAUAAUGUUUAUAUGUAUAUUGGCAGCAUACAAUCAAUUCUGAUCUAGAAUUAUUUGACAUCUUAUUUGUUAUUUAUGUAUUUCAUUAUCCAAAUUAAAAUAAAAUUAAAAUUUAUUUCUUAAUAAUGAAUUAAAAAAAUAAGAGAAAAAAACAAGAAAUGACCAAUUUCAUAAUUUUUUGUUUAUUAAAAUUAAAAUUAACAAUUAUUAUUUUAUUAUUCAUUUUUUUUAUGAUUUAAUUAAAAUAUACAUUUUACUUAUUAUUUUUUUAUUAGUUAACUAAAAUAUCAAAAUAAUCUUUUUCAAUAAAAAUAUUUUAUAAUAUUUUUUGUUUUUCCUCUUUACUCUUCAAUUAUAGUCAUGAAAAUUAUUAAAUUUUUGUUUAAUUUUUUUGUAGCAUUUUUUUAUGAUUUUUUUUUACCUUUGAUUCAGGUACAUUUGGAUUUGUGCCUUUAUAAAAUUCUUUUAAUAAAGUCAUUGCUUCAUGACCUUUAAUACCUCCCAUUAUUGUUGUUCUUGAAUUAUAAAGUUUUGGUAUUUCAAAAACACUAAUGCAUCCCCCAAAACGAUCAUUUCUACAACCAUAUAUAAUGUUACAUACUUGUAGCUGACAUAAUGCAGAUGUACACAUUAUACAAGGUUCUACUGUAACAAUAACAUUAAUAUUAUAAAAAACAUUUUUAUAGCUUAAAUUUUUUAUUUUACAGAAUUCUAAAACUUGAUCUAUACAAUUUAUUUCUGCAUGUCGAGUUGCAUUAUGAGUUUCAUUAACUGUAUUGUUAUCUGUAGCAAUAACUUUAUUAUUAUAUAUAAAUAAACAACCAACUGGAACUUCA
This is a messenger RNA of Apis cerana (Asiatic honeybee), 2559 nucleotides long. It is a transcript of the gene TTLL15, whose product is annotated as tubulin tyrosine ligase-like 15. Gene Ontology annotation, biological process: protein modification process. Lineage: Eukaryota; Metazoa; Arthropoda; Insecta; Hymenoptera; Apidae. The record is from RefSeq and is a predicted model, not a curated record.